Momordica charantia (bitter melon) is the source of this 2243-nucleotide messenger RNA. Its product is annotated as heparan-alpha-glucosaminide N-acetyltransferase-like protein (DUF1624). Lineage: Eukaryota; Viridiplantae; Streptophyta; Magnoliopsida; Cucurbitales; Cucurbitaceae. The record is from RefSeq and is a predicted model, not a curated record.
GAUAUUCGCUUCAGUUUGGUUCCAACUAUAAAUAAGCAAGAAGGGAGCAGCCAGUCCAAUGGAACUUCUUUGAGAGAAAAGGAAGACAAGAAGAAGAAGGAGUUGCAGAAGGAAAGCAAAGUAUUUGCAGGGAAAAACUACGGGGGAGGCUUUUUCUUCUCCUCUCCCCUUUUUCCCUUGAUCCUUCUCCUUCCACUUCUUUUUCUCUCUUUUUUCCCCUUCCAAUCUCUCGAUCUCUGCGUUUUUCUGGGCUUCAUUCGGUGUAUGCUGCGUCUCUAAUGGCAAUCCGGAAGGAGAUGGGGAAGUACGAGCCUGUCAAAGCAACCGACGACUGUGAUCUACCCAAUGACACUGCUGUUCUCAUCAAUCCCGGUUCCGUCACUCUUGUUUCGCUCUCCAAGCACUGUAAUCGGACUGAUGAAGACCUUGAGAUGGCUCUUCCCGAUUCCCACUCGAGAUCUUCUCUCCCGCUCCACAAUGCCGCUCCCGCUCCUUCUAAAGUCGAUGAUGCCCAAUUUUCAUCCACUGCCAGGCCCAUUCAUAGAUCUCCGGAGCAGUGCCACCGUCUCGUUUCCCUCGACGUCUUUCGCGGCAUUACUGUUGCGCUAAUGAUAGUGGUGGAAUAUGCUGGUGGGGUUAUGCCUGCAAUAAAUCAUUCACCAUGGAAUGGGUUAACCCUCGCAGAUCUUGUGAUGCCAUUUUUCCUAUUCAUUGUUGGAGUUUCACUUGCGCUUGCAUACAAGAAAAUUCCAAGCCGAGGCAUUGCAACUCAGAAGGCCGUGUUGCGGAUGUUGAAGCUUUUGUUCUUAGGCCUUUUUUUUCAAGGAGGCUUUCUUCAUGGCAUAAACAAUCUAACUUAUGGAGUGGAUAUUCAGAAAAUUAGAUGGAUGGGAAUCUUACAGAGAAUUGCAAUAGCAUAUUUUCUUGCAGCACUGUGUGAGAUAUGGCUAAAGGGAAGUGAUUAUGUGAAUUCUGAAGCUGCAUUGCGUAGAAAGUAUCAAUGGCAGUUGUUUGUGGCGGUCUUCCUCACGACGUUAUAUCUUGUCCUGUCAUAUGGGCUGUAUGUUCCUGAUUGGGAAUACCAAGUUCCAAGUCAAACUACUACUCAUUUGGCUUCUUCAAAGAUACUUUAUGUGAAAUGUGGCACACGUGGCGACACUGGACCAGCGUGCAAUGCUGUCGGAAUGAUAGAUCGUAAGAUAUUUGGAACUCAGCAUCUGUAUAAAAGACCUGUUUAUGCACGGUCUGAGCAAUGCAGCAUUAAUUCACCAGACUCUGGUCCACUGCCUCCUGAUGCUCCUUCUUGGUGUCAAGCACCUUUUGAUCCAGAAGGACUUUUAAGUUCAGUGAUGGCUGUUGUGACUUGCUUGGUCGGCUUGCAUUUUGGGCACAUCAUUGUCCAUUUCAAGGAUCACCGAGACAGAAUGCUUCAUUGGAUCAUUCCUUCUUCUUGUCUAGUUUUGCUGGCCAUUGGAUUGGACUUCUUAGGAAUGCAUAUAAACAAGGUUCUUUAUACAGUUAGUUACAUGAGUGUCACUGCCGGUGCAGCUGGACUUCUCUUAACCGGGAUAUACUUGAUGGUCGAUGUGUAUAGAUGGAGGCGGAUGUGUGUGGUGAUGGAGUGGAUGGGAAAGCAUGCAUUGGUGAUAUACAUUCUUGCUGCCUGCAAUGUGCUGCCUGUGGUUCUCCAAGGCUUCUACUGGGGGCAGCCUCAGAACAACAUCCUGAGAUUCAUCGGAAUUCAAACAUGAAGAGAAGACGACGGUGUUGCAGCGGCCGUAUAUAGCAUUUUGAGAGUGGUAGUCCAAAUGCUGCGAAGGUCUGUGGCCUUGGCCUUGGCCUUUGGAAUAUAUAUAACACAAAACCACAGCCUAGCCUGUCCAUUGGUGGUUGGAUCGAUAUCUUCUAUUGGAAAAGGGGAAUGAAUAAUAAUAAAAUAGAGACGAAACCUAUGCUUUGCUCGGUCGCUCAGCUCUGCUCGUCUCGUCUCGUCUUGAUAGAGAUUAGUUCAGUUUAGUUUAGUUCUGUGUAAAAUAUUUAGAUGGAACGGAAUCGAAGUUUAUAUAUUAUUUUGGUGCUGCCUGCUUAAACAAACACCACCCUCAGCUCAUUGUAUACCAAAUUCCUACGCCCGCCCUCCCUCCCUCCCGAUCCCGUAUAUACAUAUACAUAUAUAUAUAUAUAUUUACAGAAGCAAAACUGAGUGGCCGGAUUUAAAAGAAAAUGAGAUGACCUUUUCAAAA